Carcharodon carcharias (great white shark) is the source of this 3921-nucleotide messenger RNA. RefSeq names its product interferon regulatory factor 2-binding protein 1-like. The coding region runs from base 122 to 1726 and encodes 534 amino acids. Gene Ontology annotation, molecular function: transcription corepressor activity; metal ion binding. Gene Ontology annotation, biological process: regulation of transcription by RNA polymerase II. Gene Ontology annotation, cellular component: nucleus. The record is from RefSeq and is a predicted model, not a curated record. Lineage: Eukaryota; Metazoa; Chordata; Chondrichthyes; Lamniformes; Lamnidae. The transcript has 2 exons.
AUGACGAUCCAUCCGGCGUCGCGCCCCCUCUCCCCGGCCGCCGCGGCGGGGGGGCGCAGGCGCAGUGGGGCUGAGGCCUAGUUUUUUUCCCCCUAGCUCCGACCCGCCUGCCAUUGUCCUGAUGGGCUCGGCCCCUCCGCCUGCGGCCUCGGCCGCUGCCGCCUCCUCCCGCCGACACUCGUGUUACCUGUGCGACCUGCCGCGGAUGCCGUGGGCCAUGAUCUGGGAUUUCUCGCAGGCCGUGUGCCGGGGCUGCGUCAACUACGAGGGCGCCGACCGUAUCGAGUUGGUCAUCGAGCAGACGCGGCACCUGAAGCGGGCGCACGGCCUCCCUCCGCCGGGCCCCGCUCCAGCCCAGGCCCAGGCCCGGCCCCGCACCCCCCUCCCACCGCAUCACCGCCUCCUCCUGGGGGAAUACCCGGGCCCCGAGCCGCCGCCGCCGCCUCCUCCGCCUCCUCCUCCCCCGCUCGGCCUCAGCUCCCGCUCGGGCCCGGGGCCUAGCCUGGGCCUGGGCCUGGGCUUGGAGUUGGGCGGCCGGCGGCCCGAGCUGGAGCGGGCGCUGCGGGAGAAGGGGCCGGCGGUGGUGGCGGGGGCGGCGGGGGGCGGGCCCGAGGUCGCGCUCUCCGAGCUGAGCCGGGCCCUCCGGCACCGGGCCGAGGAGUGGGCGGGCCGGCCGGCCGCCGUCAGGGACUCGCUGCUCGGCCUGUCCGACUGCGCCCCUUUCCCGCUCCGCUUGCGGGCCGAGCCCUCGCUCCUGGGCCGGGUGCUGGCUUUCGACGCGGCGGAGAGGGCGCCGGACCGGGCGCUGGAGCUCCGGCUCUUCAUCGAGUACCCGAGCGGCUCCGGGGCCGUGCACUCCGGGGUGGCCGAGGCCUGUCGCCACAUGCUGGCCGACAGCGCCAAGGAGGCCGGGGGAGCAGGCGGAGGGGGCAGCCCGGGCCUCGAGUGCCUGGAGUACGAGAGGCGACCCGGGGCCGGGGACUGGAGGCCGCUGGCCCAGCUCCUGACCGAAGCCGCCCGCCUCUUCAAGGAGGCCGUGCCCGCCGAGCUGCUCCCCGAGCCCCACGCCGAGCCCGGGGGCAGCUCCGGGCCCCGGGCACCCCCUUCCCGCCCGGCCACUCGCCGCCGUAAAGCCUCCCCGGACCGGGAGCCCGAGGCGGGCAAGGCGGUGCCAGGCGACGGGCAACCCUGGGCCGCCCCCCUCUCCUCCACCUCGUCCUCCUCCUCCUCCUCCUCCUCGGUGCCCCCCUCCGCCCACCUGCUGCCCGACGGCCCGACCCAGAUAGGGCACUCGCCCGCUCCCGACUCCCUGGGGCCCAAGGAGCUCGGCCAGGCCGUGCACUCCACCACGGCGCCCGGCCAGAGUGGCCAGCGGCGCCUGGCCUCCCGCAACGGUGACCCCGGCGGCCCCUCGGCCGAGGCCGGCCCGGGCUCCGAGCCCCCCGGUGCCCCCGACUCCUCCAACAGCCCGCUCUGCUGCACCAUCUGCCACCAGCGGCUGGAGGACACCCACUUUGUCCAGUGCCCCUCGGUGCCUGGGCACAAGUUCUGCUUCCCCUGCUCGAGGGAGAGCAUCAAGUCGCAGGGGGCCAGCGGCGAGGUGUACUGCCCCAGCGGCGAGAAGUGCCCCCUCAUCGGCUCCAACGUGCCCUGGGCUUUCAUGCAAGGGGAAAUCGCCACCAUCCUGGCGGGCGACAUCAAGGUGAAGAAGGAGAGGGACCCCUGAGCUGCAGCGCCGUUGGGUUGGUGUGUCGAAAAAUCAGAAGCCGUCUGCACAACACCCCCCCUCUCCUCACCCCCCCCAACCCCACCUCUCCUCACCACCGCCACCCCAUCCACAGAUGGGCUGAGAUGUUUCUGCCAACCGAAAGAAAUAAAAGACGUUGGGAUUAAUUCGCCUGCUUGGAAGAUUCCCAGGACAGAUUUACUGUAGUGGGGCAUUUGCCGCAAUCCCCACCUCAUGGCCCAUCUUGGCACUAGACGCUGGGCCAUCAGUGGAGAACGGGCACUGACUGCCGUCUUGAGGCAAGAGUUUUUCACUUUGUUUGAGAUUUCGACAUGUUCAAACUUGAAUCAUUUUCAUGCCGACGUCGUGGAUCUCGAGGUGCUACAAGGGGACUGGACACCCAGUUAUUGACACUGGUUUUGGACUAUGUCUUCACAUUCAACAGACUCUGGACAACCACUUUUUGUAUAUGUGCGUUUGUGUAUGUGUGUUUAUAUGUUGUGCUGUUUCUCGCCCCACCCACCCCCAUUCCAGGUGGAAAGUGCAACAAGAGGCAUCCAUGAUGUUUUAACAUGGCUUUUGCUUGCCAUUUCCCCCCCCCCCGCCCUUUCGUGUGUUUGUCCACUGCCCGCUCACUGUGCCAUAGAGGGUAGUGAAGAUUUGAGUACUGCUCCUUCCAAAAUCGAGGAGGUGGGGUGGUGGGUGGGAGCUGAGUGUUUGUUACGGGAGCUGGUUUGCCAGUGUCAUUCAGAUUCAUACUGCGCAGUACAACUCUGGAGCAGUCACCGGGUUUGACCUUUUUAAGAAAAAAAAAUCAAUGGACCCAUUGCAGAUUAAACUGCCAGAGCUGGAAACACAUUGCAAGUUUGUGUGUGGUUGUAUGCAGGGGGUGCGGGGGGCUGGUGCGGAGGUGUUCCUCGCUCUCUCACCAAGACCUCUACCACAUAAUGCUAGCUUCUGUCCGAUGGCUCAGAUGGUUAAAGCACAGAGUAGCCGGGCAUGUCUAGGAUGCACCUUCUGGUCUGCGCCCAAUUAUCUGGUAACAAUCUAGGGCAGUGAGUUGGGAGAGGGAUUUCUCAAUUGACCUCAGCACUCUAUCCACUCAGCCCCUUAGAUUAAGAAGGACGGCUCCGUUCUGGUCGCUGGGUGGUGACUGCUGCUGAGGACGUAUGCGUGGGUGUUGAACAAGAGCGUGAUGCGACCUGGCAGCGAUGCUUCCCUUAGUCGAAUGGCCUCUGUGAAUUCCCGCCGUGUGAAAGACAGCCACGUGGACAAGGUGGUGGAGCAGGAUGCCUCGUCUUCCACCUGUCAGCGUCCCUAGUAAGAUCAACAGCCAUGUGAUGGGAAGAGGGAAGGUGGAUAGGAACUAGGUGGACUCUCAGCCAGUGGUAUUCUUUGGGCUGCGGCUUGAGCUCGGGUGGCUGUGAAGAGUGUAACUUGCCUUCAGGAAAAGGAUAGACUUCAGUGUCACCAUCAUGGACAAAACGGUGUGUUCAUACCUCCAUGACUGCUUUCCUGUCUGUUUAAAAAAAAUAACUGCGUCAUAUGUGAGGGUGAAAGAAAAGUUUCACCAUUAUCUGGCCAGCCAAAUAUGGAGGAGACUGAACCUGAGCUGCAUUUUGCGACUGGCCGUUACUGAACCCCGCAGUUGACCACUCGUGACAGUGGUCCGGGUCUUUGUGAUUGGGACUACAGUUGCUCAGGAUGUGCAUAUCGAGCUUUGCCUUCUGUGCUGGAGCGGACUUCUGACCUCCACCACCCCCCCCUCCACCCCCCAGCCCCGCUGCCUCAGUGACCAGUCGGGUACAUCUUUGGAAGGCAGAGUCUGUGAAGCUGAGCCUUGGCAAGACUUGUGAGUGGGGUGGGUUUUGAUCAGAUGUUGUAAUGAUAAUGAUGAGUGAUGUCAGCCAUUUUGUUUGCUCAUCUUGUGUGUGUUUAAAAUGCUACUGUUUUUUUUUAAAUGAUAAAACUACUGCACCCUUGCAAAGUAACAGUGAGCGUCUGGGGAGGUUUUCAUUGUGUGAUCUGAUUUACCAGUGUGUGUUGUGUCUCUCGAUUCCUGUGACUGUACUGCCUGUUUCUUCCUCCCUGUAUUGUAAUAAUCUGUAAUUACCUUAGCUUGUGAUAAUCAUGGUUUAACAGAAGAAUGUUUUUUUUUUAUAUUUAAAUUCAAAAUCCCUACAAAAUAAAGCCCU